This is a messenger RNA of Trichomonas vaginalis G3, 837 nucleotides long. RefSeq names its product protein kinase protein. The coding region runs from base 1 to 837 and encodes 278 amino acids. NCBI's taxonomy places the organism in Eukaryota, Parabasalia, Trichomonadida, Trichomonadidae. Gene Ontology annotation, molecular function: protein serine/threonine kinase activity; ATP binding. Gene Ontology annotation, biological process: peptidyl-threonine phosphorylation; peptidyl-serine phosphorylation. The transcript has a single exon. The record is from RefSeq and is a predicted model, not a curated record.
AUGCAUGAACAAGGCCAAAUUGAAGCCAAAAUUCUUGCCAAGCUCAACAAAUCGAAUUCGCCAUUUAUCGUAAGGGCGUAUGACUUUUUCAUUUUCAGAUCUCACAUUUGCAUUACUUAUGAAAUUCUUGGCAAAAACUUAUAUGAGAUUUCGCAAGCAAAUAACUACAGACCUCUUCCAGUUAAAUUAGUACGACAAUAUGCAACAGAAAUGCUUCGAGGAAUCGAACAAUGUCAUAGAUUAGGCAUUGUUCAUUGCGAUCUGAAACCAGAAAAUGUUUUAGUUUGUCCAGAUAACAAAGUACACUGUAAAUUGAUUGAUUUUGGCAGUUCAUGUUUUGAUGGACAUCAGAAAUAUGAAUAUAUACAAAGUAGAUUCUACAGAGCUCCAGAAGUUAUGAUUGGAGUGAAAUACGGUCCUCCGAUGGAUAUUUGGAGUUUUGCUUUGAUUGUUGUUGAAUUAUUACUUGGAAAACCAUUGUUUCCUGGUGAAAAUGAACUUGAACAGCUUACCAUGAUCGCUGAAGUUCUUGGAAAUCCAAACGCAGGAUUAGUUCGACAAGGUAAGAGAAAGAAUGAAUUCUUCGACGAGCAACUACAUCUUAAGCAAAGUCGUUCUGUAAGAAAGCGAAUCCCUGGUUCUUUACCUCUUUCAAGAGCUCUCAAGUCAAACGACCCUGUUUACGAAGAUUUUAUUGCUAGAUGUCUCACUUGGGAUCCUAUUGCACGAACAACAGCAACGCAACUUCUACAGCAUCCUUGGCUUCAUAUGAAAGAAGUCAAGAAAGCUCCAAAACAGCAAUCAAUGCUCCCGGACUUACAUCCUCAAGAUAACUAA